CAGUCGAUACCAUGACCGUAUAAAGCCUUAUUGCCUUUAUUGUUGGAUAUCAGUUGUACUCCGAAGAGCUUCGCUAAGUUUUAUAAAGAUGAAACUUAUUGUGAGUUGCCUGUUGGCCUUCGUGGCAUAUGCCUCAGCACACCCUCAUAGAUAUACACGAGAAGCAAACCCAUGUCCUCCUGGAUGUCCGAGUUAUUGUGCGCCAUCUUGUGUAGUUUCGUGUUGUUCUCCUCCACCUCCCCCACCCCCACCCCCACCACCACUUCCACCCCCACCACCCCCAGCUCUUCCAGGUCCACCAGGCCCAUCAGGUAACCAAGGCCCACCAGGUCCAGUUGGGCCCGUCGGUCCCGUAGGAGAGGCAGGUCCCGGAGGACCUCCAGGCCCACCAGGUCCACCAGGCCCAGCCGGGGAUCCUGCACCACCACCGCCUCCUCCACCACCAUGCCCACCAGUCUGCGCUCACACCUGUGUCAGCUCUUGCCCGGGAUGGUGUUGCCACGGACGCAAAUAGGAAGGGAAUAUAAACGCUAGAUGAUUAUUAGAUGAUGAACUCCCAAGCUAAAAUUUGUUUGAAUAUGAAAAUGCUAUACAUUGAAGAACCAUGUGAAUGGACCUAUGUUAAUUUUAUAAACAAAGAUUGUCAUUCAAUUUUCUGGAUAUAAAUAUAUAUUUACUUGUGAA
Molecule: messenger RNA, 684 nt
Organism: Dendronephthya gigantea
Lineage: Eukaryota; Metazoa; Cnidaria; Anthozoa; Malacalcyonacea; Nephtheidae
Product: formin-like protein 3
Source: RefSeq, a predicted model, not a curated record